This is a messenger RNA of Echinococcus granulosus, 519 nucleotides long. RefSeq lists its product as hypothetical. Bases 1 to 519 code for a protein of 172 amino acids. NCBI's taxonomy places the organism in Eukaryota, Metazoa, Platyhelminthes, Cestoda, Cyclophyllidea, Taeniidae. The transcript is spliced from 5 exons. The record is from RefSeq and is a predicted model, not a curated record.
AUGCAGUUUAAUUUGAGCAUUUUUGAGUUGAAAGCUGAUGAUCAAUGUCAAAACAAAUCCAUGGGUAGAAGUGCUUCAGACAGUCGACAUAUCCAUUCAAAGAGGAAUAUGAAACCUUUCUAUAUUUAUAAGAAAAUAAAACCAAUUUUAGCUAAAAGUAGUACUUUGAAGACAUUUUUAAUUUCCCAUUAUGUCAAACAAUACAGAACAUAUGAUUUUUUAAAGUCAUUAAGGCAUUGUGAUGAGCGACCUAAUCCUUUACACCUUGGUCACGCAAAAAGUUUACCUACAAAAAUUGUGGGAACGCCUCCCGUGUGGAUUUUAGUUGAGGCAGCAGAAACAGCAACAGUUUUAGGAGCUAUUAUCACUGGAUCGUGCGAAUGUAUGCUUGGUUGCCGCUUACAAUCAGCUGUACAAAAGGAGACUGUCUCAUUAUUUAGUCAUUUCAACUUCAAUUUGAGGGUUCGUUUUGAAUUGACACGUCAGUCAUGUGAAAGCAUGAAUCAGACAGCCAGUUGA